AUGGAGACCCCCGCCGCCUCCCGCGAGCCAGCCGCCGCCGGAGAAGACCGGCUGAGCGAGCUUCCCGACUGCCUCCUGACGGACGUCCUGUCGCGCCUCACGUCCCGGCAGGCGGCGCGGACGAGCGUGCUGUCGCGGCGGUGGAGGCCCCUCUGGCGCGCCGUGCCCUGCGUCGACAUCGACCGGCGCGAAUUCCGGACCUCCGAGGCCAUCGACAUCUACGCCGACGACCCCGACCCAGAUGUUUUCCGCGCGCGGCACCACGAACAGAUCUUCAGGCGCGUGGAGGACUGGGAGGCGUUCGAGGACCUCGCCGACAGGUUGCUGCCGCCCCACGGCGCGCCGCCGCUGGACACCCUCCGCCUGCGGGUCGCCUGCGAUGACUUCCGCCCCGGCUGCCGGUGGAUCCGCCGCGGGCUCGGGCGCCGCCCCGUGGCCUUCCACCUCAGCUGCGACAACGACAUGUCUCUAUCCUUCGGCGACAAUAAAUACCCUUACUUCCCCGGCAUCACCCUGCCCCGGAAGUCCGGAACCUCGGCGCCUUCGCACCUGCGGCUCGAGGUCUGCCACUACGGUUUCCGCCGGCUCGCCUCCCACUCGCUCAGGAAACUGUUCAUAGAUCGUUGCAGCCGCGAAUGUUUGGCCAGCGGCGUCCUGGCCAUCGCGGCUCCUCGCAUCGCCUCGCUUCACAUCAACGGCCACCCGCCGCCGUUCACCGCGGAAGGCGGCAUGCCAGACCUCGUCGAGGCGUCGCUGGCAGGCCGGGCCGGCGAGCUCGGUGUCCUCAGGUCCCUGCGCCACUCGAGGAGCCUGAACCUGUCGGGGUUCUCAACGGCGGCGCUGCUCAUCGGCGACGAGGACCACGGCGAAGGCUUCCCCGUGUUCCACAACCUGAGGGCCUUGGUCCUCGACGGGUGCGACGUCGGGGUCCGGUGCCAGGUGCUGCGGCGCUUCCUCCGGAACGCGCCCGCUCUGGAGACGCUAGUGCUCACGCUGCGCGACUGCGCGUUCCCUGGUAGUGGUUCCAGGGCGAGGAGCAAGAAAACGAAGGCGAGGCCCGGCGAGGAGGCGCCCUCCGCCGCCGACCCGUGCAGACCGACGGCGUACGAGUGCAGGAACCUGAAGUCGAUAGAGCUCGAGUUCUGCGAAGGCCACGCCGUCGCCGGCGAGCUAGCUCGGGCCCUCGCAGACAUCUCCAAGGAAGUGGUUCGACCCGUCGAAAGUUCUGUUCAGGACGGGAAGCGUAAGGUCAUAAUUUCGUUCACAUGA
Molecule: messenger RNA, 1269 nt
Organism: Panicum virgatum (switchgrass)
Lineage: Eukaryota; Viridiplantae; Streptophyta; Magnoliopsida; Poales; Poaceae
Product: MEIOTIC F-BOX protein MOF-like
Exons: 2
Coding region: 1-1269 (422 amino acids)
Molecular function (GO): protein binding
Source: RefSeq, a predicted model, not a curated record